This is a messenger RNA of Culex quinquefasciatus (southern house mosquito), 2181 nucleotides long. RefSeq lists its product as uncharacterized. The transcript has a single exon. The coding region runs from base 1 to 2181 and encodes 726 amino acids. Gene Ontology annotation, molecular function: nucleic acid binding; zinc ion binding. The record is from RefSeq and is a predicted model, not a curated record. Lineage: Eukaryota; Metazoa; Arthropoda; Insecta; Diptera; Culicidae.
AUGGACGCAAGGUUGUCGGAAGAGCAGAGGACCGAGAACGCCGAACGGUUUUUGGACUUCGAGCAGCUCUACGACGAGGUGCUGGAGAAGAUUGUUGAGCUCACAGCACCACCGAAUCGUGCCCAAGCGGUCGUCCCUGCCGGACAGGCUAGUCAGCAGGUGAUUGUACAGCAGACGCCCUUGCGUGCACCGAUUCCAACGUUUGACGGCCAGUACGAGAACUGGCCGAAGUUCAAGUCGAUGUUCCUGGAGCUGAUGAAGAACUCGCCAGACUCGGACGCCAUCAAGCUGCACUACUUGGACAAGUCUCUGGUGGGUGCGGCGACGGGCAUGAUCGACACGAAGACGCUUCAGGACAACAACUAUGCGCACGCGUGGGAGAUCCUCGAGGACCGGUACGAGAACCGACGCCUGAUCAUCGACAUCCACAUCAACGGGAUCUUGCAGCUAAAAAGGAUGGCGAAGAAGUCGUCAAAGGAGCUGCGAGAGCUGUACGAGGAGUGUUCGAGACACGUUGAAAACUUACGGUACCACAAGCAGGAGUUGCUGGGUGUAUCUGAGUUGUUCGUCGUCAACAUUCUGUCGUCUUGCUUGGAUCGUGAGACACGUGAGCAGUGGGAAGCUACCGUCAAGAAGGGUGAACUCCCGAAGUAUGCGCAGACGAUCGAAUUCUUGAAGCAGCGGUGCGCCAUCCUGGAACGGUGCGAGUUAGCUGCCCCUGCGUCGUAUGCGGUCCGGUCGGCAGUUCCCAAGGCGGUGCAGUCCUCGAAGCCAUCGGCGAAGAUCACCUCGGCAGCCGCGACAUCCAACGAGGCCGAGUGCGAUCUGUGUGACGGGUCUCACGCGAACUACAAGUGUGGCUCGUUCCGCGGCAUGAGUGUUGCGGAGAGAUGGUCGAAGGUGCGUGACGCGAGGCUGUGCUACAACUGCUUGCGCAAGGGUCACCGAGUUGGACAGUGUCCGUCGGAUCGAUCCUGUAAGUGCGGUGAGAAGCACCACAGCUUGUUGCACCAGGAGAAGAACCAGCAGCAAACCAAGCCGAAGCCAGAAGCGGCUCCGGUAUCAGCGAAGGCGCCGUCGGCAGUGUCAUCCGCCAGCGUGAAGGCUGGUCCCAGCGACACGGGUACGCCGGAAGUGAACGAUGACAACGAGCAGCAGGCAACUUCGUGCUUCAGCAGCGGAGCGCUGAAAUCACCGCAGCAGGUUCUGCUGCAGACAGCGAUCAUCAACGUGGCGGACAAGUCCGGCAGGUUCCAUCCGUGUCGAACGUUGUUGGAUUCCGGUUCCCAGGCGCACAUUUUGUCGGAGGCGAUGGCACGAACCCUCGGUCUAACCUUCGAAAAGUGCAACGUGACGGUCGUUGGAGCCAACGCAGUGAAGACGCAAGCAAAGAAGGGAGUCAACCUUACCUUCUCGUCGAGGUACUGUGAGUUCCAAGACAACAUCUCGUGCCUGAUUUCGGACAAGCCAACGGGACGGAUCCCGUCGGCAAGAAUCGAGGCAGCUGCUUGGCACAUCCCGAGUGACGUGUUCCUGGCAGACCCGAAGUUCAGCGAGCCGGACGAGAUUGACCUGGUCAUGGCGUCGAACUACGUGUGGGACUUGCUGCGAACGGAUCGAGUGAAACUGGCGAACGGCACCGUGACUCUGCGUGAAACCGAUCUGGGCUGGAUCGUGACCGGCGUGUACGACCCGUUCCAGCAGCUGAGUUGCCAAGUCGUCCACUCAAACAUUACGCUGAAGGAUCAGCUGAACAACGCCAUCGAGAAGUUCUGGCUGGUUGAAGAACUAGCAGACAAGCAACUUCAAACCAACGAAGAACAGGAAGUGGAAGAGCACUUUCGUGGCACCCACGGCCGUGACGGAAGUGGUCGCUUCGUCGUCAGGUUGCCAUUCAAGGACGAGGUUCUUGAGCUGGGCGACAACCGAGUCCAGGCGUUGAGGAGAUUCAACCUGCUGGAGCGCCGUCUGUCGCGCAACCCGGAACUCCGAGAGCAGUACACGGCGUUCGUCGAGGAGUACGAGGCGCUGGGUCACUGCAAGGAGAUUUCUGAGCAUCAAGAUUCACCAGAAGUGCGUAAGUACUACCUGCCGCACCACGCUGUGCUCAAACCGUCCAGUUCGUCUACGAAGCUGCGGGUGGUUUUCGACGCCAGCGCCAAGGCCGGCAAGUACUCCUGA